Molecule: messenger RNA, 2134 nt
Organism: Zymoseptoria tritici IPO323
Lineage: Eukaryota; Fungi; Ascomycota; Dothideomycetes; Mycosphaerellales; Mycosphaerellaceae
Exons: 2
Biological process (GO): L-glutamate transmembrane transport; aspartate transmembrane transport; malate-aspartate shuttle
Molecular function (GO): L-glutamate transmembrane transporter activity; L-aspartate transmembrane transporter activity; calcium ion binding
Source: RefSeq, a predicted model, not a curated record
ACCUUCCCCGGAGACAGCGCAGACCAUCAUGGAGCAGGUCUCGGAAAAGAUGGAAAAGGCCAAGGAUGUCGUGAAGGAGAGUCUGCUGGGCACGGACGUCGACCCGCAACUCUCCAAUGCGACACGCGCGGAUUUCAUGAGAUAUGCUGUCAAGGAUGAGGAGUCGGGCGAUUACUACAUGACCGAGAAGGAAUUCGUCGAUGCUGUCGCACCGGAAGGCGAAGACUACCACAAGAUCAAGCGACACCAAUAUGCCAUUCUGUUUCAAAUCGCCGACAGAGCCAACAAGAACCGCGUGACGCUACAGGAUUGGUCGGUCUUUAACAAUCUCCUCGCCAAACCCGAUGCCGAGUACGAAAUCGCCUUCCGCCUCUUCGCCGAUCCGAGCUCUGGUCUUGUCGACUUCAACACCUUCAAAGAUGUCUACGCGCAGAACAAGACGAGUGAUACCGUGCCGUUCAAUUGGGAUAGCGACUGGGCAAAGUUGUACCUGGGGGGGAAGCGCCAUCGUCAUUCAAUGACCUAUCCGCAAUUCGCGCAGAUGUUGCGUGGUCUGCAGGGAGAACGUGUCAGACAGGCUUUCUUGCACUUUGACAAGAAUGGGGAUGGAUACAUUGAGCCGGAGGACUUCCAGCGUAUCAUCAUGGAGACGGCUGCCCACAAACUGUCGGAUCAUCUUCUGGAGAACCUGCCAACUCUCUGCAACAUCAGUCCCGGCUCGCGGAUAUCGUACGCGAAUGUUAGAGCCUUUCAGAAUGUCAUUCGCGAGAUGGAUCUGUUCGAGCUCGUGAUUCACAAUGCCAUCAAGAAGUCAUCCGAUGGCAAGAUAACUCGAGUGGAUUUCCUCAACGAAGCCUCGCGCAUCACUCGCUUCUCCCUCUUCACCCCGAUGGAGGCCGACAUCCUCUUCCACUUUGCUUCGCUGGAUCAACCUUCCGGACGCCUCGGUGUGGAAGAUUUCGCGCGUGUACUCGAUGCCAGCUGGCAUGCUUCAAGAGAUGGAUUGCAAGACGGCCUGAAUGACAUAGCCGACGUUGGCACAAAAGCUAUGGCCAAGACCGAAGGUUUCCUUCACAGUCUCCUAGUAUCAGCGCAUCACUUCGCGCUGGGUUCGAUCGCUGGAGCCUUUGGUGCGUUCAUGGUAUACCCUAUCGAUCUGGUCAAAACCCGCAUGCAGAAUCAGCGUGCCGCGUCGGUCGGUCAACUCCUUUACAAGAACAGCUUCGACUGUUUCGGCAAAGUCUUCCGCAACGAGGGCAUUCGUGGGUUGUACUCUGGCGUCCUUCCACAGCUCAUUGGUGUCGCUCCCGAAAAGGCCAUCAAGCUGACCGUCAACGACCUCGUUCGCGGCAAAUUCACUGAUCAAAGCACCGGCUCAAUCAAGGUCUGGGCCGAAAUCAUGGCUGGAGGAUCCGCUGGUGCCGCCCAAGUGAUCUUUACCAACCCUCUCGAGAUUGUCAAGAUUCGACUACAGGUACAGGGUGAAGCCAUUCGAGCCGCCGCUCGAGAGGGUGAGCAGCUUAAGAAGCGGACUGCCCUCUGGAUCGUGCGCAAUCUUGGUCUCACUGGUCUCUACAAGGGUGUCUCCGCCUGUCUCCUCCGCGACGUUCCCUUCUCCGCCAUCUACUUCCCGACCUACAACCAUCUCAAGCGCGACAUGUUCGGCGAGUCUCCAACCAAGAAGCUCGGUAUUCUCCAGCUCCUCUCCGCCGGUGCCAUCGCCGGUAUGCCCGCCGCCUACCUCACCACACCCUGCGACGUCAUCAAGACUCGUCUACAAGUCGAGGCGAGAAAGGGCGACACCACAUACACCAGUCUGCGGGAUUGCGCGUCAAAAGUGUUCAAGGAGGAGGGCUUCAAGGCGUUCUUCAAGGGAGGCCCAGCUCGCAUUGUGCGGUCAUCGCCUCAAUUCGGCUUCACACUGGCAGGAUACGAGCUGCUCCAAGGGCUGCUCCCUCUUCCGGGUGAGCACGAUGAGCACGAGCAAGGACUUACGCCGCGCGGAAGCCUUGAACCGGUCACCGGAUUGCAAGAAGCACAGGCACCACUCCCUCAUCUCCGCUGUCGGAAUGCGCUUAAGAUCAUCAAUGAUCUGGACCUGGGCUUCGGCAAGGUGAAGGCACCUCAUCCAGAG